This is a messenger RNA of Carassius gibelio (silver crucian carp), 1731 nucleotides long. It is a transcript of the gene fam174c, whose product is annotated as family with sequence similarity 174 member C. NCBI's taxonomy places the organism in Eukaryota, Metazoa, Chordata, Actinopteri, Cypriniformes, Cyprinidae. Gene Ontology annotation, cellular component: extracellular region. Bases 149 to 556 code for a protein of 135 amino acids. The transcript is spliced from 3 exons. The record is from RefSeq and is a predicted model, not a curated record.
UCCCCUCAGAACACAAUUUACCGCAACACUCCUUGUGUUGUCGUGACGUCUCCAAUCAGGAAGAGGAACUGGAUUCUGUCGUCAAAGACAACUUCAUAGUUGUGUGUGUUUAUUCUCUCGUCUUUAAAUAUCACGAACGCAAGCUACUAUGAUGCGUUUAAGACUGCUACCUCUGGUUUUGACUUUGUGGGCUGUUUCUUUCGCCGAUGACACGAACAGUAAGACCAACGCCACUAAACCCACCACAAACAAGAACACUUCCAGCAUCAAUAACGUUACAGAAGAGUCUCAGAAAAAUGCUGCCACCACCACCAACUCAAACGUGGGCAACGGUCUGGACGGCGCUAUGAUAAACAGGGCUCUGUAUGUUCUGAUCGGGAUCACAGCCAUCGGAGUUCUCUAUUUCAUAGUGAGAGCUGUCCGUCUGAAGAAAACUGGUGUUCAGAGAAAGAAAUACGGGCUCCUGUCAAGCUAUGAUGACACAAUGGAAAUGGCCCACCUAGAAAGCGACGAGGAUGACACCACUGUUUAUGAAGCCAAAUCUUUGAGAAGAUGAAUGUCUGGGGGUGUUUGAUACUGCCAGAAAUAUAAUACGAUCAAGACAAUCCCAUUAUUUCCACCAAAAUGGUUGUUGAAUGAUGUUGUUGUCAUGAGAGGAUCUAGUCACUAUGCUUGGAUGCCUUUUUCCAAGAUUAAGUGGAAUGUGUAGGGUUUAAACUAGAUAUAUUUUGGACUGAUAUGGCCAAAUAGAUCUUCUUGGACAUUUCUGGGAAGGUCAUAAAUUUUGUUGUGGCAGAAGGUCAAAACUGUGUUUUGUGCCAAAGUUACUUAUGCAUAAUUUUUAGGGGGUUUGAAACUCUUGUCGGAGUUGACGUGUGUUAAUUUUGUUAAUGUUUGGGCUAUCUGAAGUUGUCAUUUUUUAGGUGUACUGUCAAAUUAUGAUAGAUAUUAUGCCUUUUUUAUGUUUUCUUUCUUUCCUUGUUUUUGUUCUUUUCUUUGUGUCUUUCUUUCAUUAUUAUACUGGGACUGUACUGGGUAUUGAUUUCAGAUGUGAAUUAAUGAAUAAGUGUGAUAAAGUCACAGAUUCUGUGUGUAUGAUUCUGCCAAAUACCAGCAUAUGUAAGCGAUGCACUUUGAUUUUUAGGGUUUAGAAACUACAAAAGCAAAACGUGGUAUUAUAUGACAUGGUGACACUCCUGACGACUCAUCAAUGUACCAUUUCAAGAUUUUUGCAUAAAUAAAAAGGAAUUACUUUUUUUUUAGAGACUAAACAUUCCCACACAACGUUGGUUCCAAAUGUAGAUGUGCUUCUGUGUUCAGUGUUACUCAGCAUGAUAACUGAGGUUUUGUGAGUCUCAACCUGCAUUCUUUUUUUUUUUUUUUUGGGUGUGAUUCUGCAUUGUGUAAUGGUAAUAUUCAAUGUGCUGUGAAAACGGCAAGCCAUCUUGAGGUAUAUGGAUCCAAUAUCAGCAUUCUCAGAUUUCCAACUUGAACAUUUAAGGGGUGUGUAUGACAGCGUUGAUGACACGGUGUUCUUUGAAAUACAUUCACUGGUUAUUGAUGCUGUCAAAUACUGCUGAACUGAAAUGCAUGAACUAUCAGUAUCACUGUAUAAUGUACACAAUUUCAAUGAUUCCUGAAUUGUGCCUUUCAUUCAUUCACUUUUUGUACUUGCAUUUGAUUGGAUGUGAUUUGGGCUCUUUUGAAAUUAAAUUGUCUUCUCUGUUUUCA